This is a messenger RNA of Babjeviella inositovora NRRL Y-12698, 1613 nucleotides long. RefSeq lists its product as uncharacterized. The transcript has a single exon. NCBI's taxonomy places the organism in Eukaryota, Fungi, Ascomycota, Pichiomycetes, Serinales. The record is from RefSeq and is a predicted model, not a curated record. Bases 172 to 1542 code for a protein of 456 amino acids.
CUUCCACACUGGACCUGAACCCAGCUGGCGGACUUUUCUUUCUGAACCCUUCGCCAUACUAUUCGUUCAUUAUAUACUUGGGGAGAAACUUUAAUCUCGUCUAUACCCGCAUAGACUACCUUCAAUUCUGAAGCCCUCCAUACAAUAUUCUCCAAGCACACAAGACACACCAUGUGCCAUGAGUGUCGCAGUCAUGUCCCGGAUUUGGACGAGUUGGUACAGCUUUGCAACUAUUUAUAUAUCGAAAACCACCCGAAAGAAUUCCCAUCGAGCCAGCAUGACCACCUCACAAGCACGCAACGCUUGUACGCUGAACGGUUUAUUGCAUACAUGACUCAAGUCCACUGCUGCGAAAACUUGCAGUUUUUGAUUGACUGCUUCCGGUACGAGACUAUGUACCAACGAUACCAGGAUGUUGUGAGUGGGUGUGUCACAACUCAGGUCGCCCCUCUUCCGAGACCUAGAAACAUGCAUAUACAUUCCCACCCCUUGACGUCACGUCUGGCUACCCCGAACAUGUCUCCUAUUACAAAUAACAAUAGCUCCGGGAAUAAUUCACCGAGCACCAGCUUUGAUAUUGCUCUCCCAAAAGUCCUCAGCGGCUCCACCGGCAACCCCUACGACACGUCUUCGUUUUUAUCACCGCAACACUCACGCAUCCCGAGUGGUUCCACCAACAACAGCGAACUGGACAUUUUUGAAAUCGAAGGGGUUGACCCAGCUAGACCUUCCUACCAGGCCAGCGGAUUGAGGUGCCAGUACGGUACCGACAAUAUCAACAUCAGCCACGCUUCUUUCGACCUCACAGAUGCCUUAGCCCUGAAGGCCCAGCUAUUUGAUUUUUGGCACGCAAUCAUAGACACAUACUUUACCGAGUCCUCUUUAUGCCAACUCAACGUCUCCGCUGUCACUGGCAACAACUUGAGAGAUUCCACGCCGCAGUACCGCGAUCAAGAACCUUCGUCGGCGGCGGAUAUCCCCAACCCGAGCCACUUGGAAAAGGUCAAGCAAGAAGUACUUGCGUUGAUCAGGGGAAAUAACUAUCAUCCUUUCCGUGAUUCAUGCCACUCUCAGCUGGAAUCACCGAUCCCGUUGGUGAGCACCGUGUCUUCCGACAGCACUGGUGUAUCCGACAGCCUUGACAACCCAGAGAUGGCCAAGUCCUACUAUGAGACUAGUGUCACACCUCCUCUUUCUUCUCCACUCCUCGAAUCCAUCAAAAUCCCGUACCCCAGAUUGGCAGAGAAGGAGUCCUACGCAACCUUAAAGAACAGUAUUGACACCUCUUCACCGAGAACAUCCCAGCCGAACUCAAACAGCUCGUCUUUUAUUAACCUCUUGGAAAAGGUGGGCUACAGGGGCAAACUGUCUCCGCUCCAGCCUUCGGGAGAUGAACAGCUACUGCCAUUGAGAGCCACCCCAAGACGCUAUUACUCUACCUUUGAUAAGUCAGACUUGUCCCCAACUUCUACUGACGAUGAACAUGGGGAUAAGCUAAAAAGUCGUUUUCUGAAGUUGUGGACCAGGGGGUCCAAGAGAUGAUCUUAUAAAUGUACUUUCAGCAUACCUAGGCUUAACAGCCAGUCACACAUUGCACACCGCUCUGGUUUUAU